This is a messenger RNA of Rotaria sordida, 7194 nucleotides long. The record is from the annotation of a GenBank genome assembly. Lineage: Eukaryota; Metazoa; Rotifera; Eurotatoria; Philodinida; Philodinidae.
AUGUUUGCUUACUUGUCGCUGUUAAGUGCUAUUCUUAUUUCUGCGCAUCUCACUGAUAGUGUUGUUGUUGCUCCAGAAAAGGUGUCGAAUAUAUGUUCGACAACAGUUGUUGAAACAAAAAAUGAUACUUGUCCACAUGGCCCAACAUUUAAUAUUCUGAGUGAAUAUGAAAAAUCGGCAAGCGAUUGGAGAAUUGAUUUUAAUGAAUUACGUAUAAAAGGUUUGAACACGCCUGAUCAAGUUGAAGAUCAUAUCAAAACAAGAUCGGAUAAUGGUUCACCAUGUCUUUAUCAACGUAAAGUAGAAAAAAAAGUUUGCUGCCAAGGAUGGAGAGGCACAUCAUGUGAUGAACCUAUCUGUACGAUUGCUUGUGUUCACGGUCAAUGUGUUGGACCAGAUACAUGUUCGUGUAAUAAUGGCUAUGCUGGUGAAGGAUGUCAAUAUUCUCAGAAUGAUCCUCGUCUUGUUCAAUGCUUUCGUAAAGACGAUUGUAGUAUCCCAUCACGUAUUGCCAAUGAACCUAUGAGUAUAUCUCAUUGUUGUGGUAAUCAAGGUGGUGUUGCUACAGCAUCUGCCGAUGGUUCAUGUAAAUUAUGUAAUACUAAUGAUAAAGAUAUUGCUAAUAUUACUUCACACGCUCCUCGAACAUUAAAUUAUGCAACAUGUGUUUUAUGGGGUCGUGAUCAUAUUCGAACAUUUGAUGGACUUAAAUAUGAUUUCCAGGGAACUUGUCAAUAUAAAUUAACUGGUACAAAUAAUUGGGAAAUUGUUGUUCAAAGUGAAAAUUGUGAUCAAUGGACAACAUGUAAAAAAACUUUAAGUAUUACAUUUGGUGGACUUCGUAUUUCAGCUCGUGGAAAAAGUGUUAGUGUUAAUGGUGCUGUAUUGAAUUCAACUCAAGGAUAUGUUAAUGGACCACUUACUAUUGAGCGUCGUACAGAAGAUUAUACUUAUUUACGUUAUUCUGAUGGUGUUCGUUGUAAAUGGGAUAAUGACAUGACAAUUUAUGUUACAGUUGAACAAACAUAUAUGAAACAAGUUAAAGGUCUUUGUGGAACAUAUACAAACAAAAUUGAAGAUGAUCUUGAAUUACCUGAUGGAUCACUCAGUACUUCAGUAACUAAUUUUGCUAAUGAAUGGCGUACUGAUAGUGGUUGUGCAACAAGUGCUAUACCAAUUGAUCCAUGUAAUACUCCAGAAUUACAUUCUAGUGCUGAAAUUGCUUGUCGACCAAUUCGUGAUCCAUUUGAUUCAUUUAAAUUAUGUAAUCGUGUUAUAAAUGAUAGUCAUAUAUUUGAAGCAUGUAAACGUGAUCAUUGUGCAUCAGCUAAAUAUGGUACACAUUCUCAACAACAAGCACUUUGUUCAGUAUUUGAAGCUACGGCACGUGAUUGUGAAGAUAAUUAUAUUCAUGUUAAUUGGAGAAAAUCAGAUCGUUGUCCUAAAACAUGUUAUAAUGAUAAAAUUUAUACAGAAUGUGCAACAUCAUGUCCGGCAACAUGUCAAAAUCAUCGACAAGAUUUUCGAGAUUCAUUAGAUUGUUCAAAAGAUUGUGCACCAGGUUGUGUUUGUCCAGUAGAUACAGUAAUUGAUUUAGGUCGUAAUGCAUCAUGUGUUAGAUCUGAUCAAUGUACUUGUUAUUAUCAUGGAAAAUAUUACUUACCAAGACAAACAAUUGCCAUUGAUUGUAAUGAUUGUAUUUGUAAUGGUGGUACAUGGAGUUGUACAAAGAAAUUUUGUUCGCGAACAUGUUCAAUAACUGGAACUAAUCAUAUUCAAACAUUUGAUGGAAAAAAUUAUGCUGUUCAGGGUAGUUGUGAAUAUAUUUUAGUUCAAGAAAUUCAUUCAGCUACUGGUCUUUAUGUAGCAAUGACAAAUGCAUAUAAAUCAACAUCAAAUUAUAAAGAAUUAACUGUUAAAAUUAAUCAAACUUAUGUGUCUAUUAAAGAUAAAAAUGUUCAUAUUAAUGGAGAAGCUCGUUCAACAUUACCAUUUAAAAAUGAACAAAUUACUGUUAAACGUGAAACAACUGUUUUUUUUGUGCUUACUGGUCGUGGUUUCCAAAUUCAAUUUGAUGGUAUUCGAGUUUAUGUUCGUUUAGACCCAAUAUUCGUUAAUAAUACACGUGGCUUAUGUGGUACUUAUGAUUUUAAUAGUCAAAAUGAUUUCUUAACACAUAUAUCAAUUGUUGAAACAAAUAUAAAAACAUUUGCUGAUGAUUAUACAACGAAUCCAGCAUGUUCAACUCCACCACAACAACAUCCAUGUCAACAAAAUGUUGUUAAUGCAAAGCAGGCACAAAAUAAAUGUGCAAUAUUAAAAUCAGAAUUAUUUGCACCAUGUUCUUCUGCUGUUAAUCCAUCUCAAUUUAUUGAUAAUUGUGAAUUUGAUUUAUGUGAAGAUGCAAAUGCACAUUUUCAAAAUAUAUAUUUUUGUUCAGCCAUUGCUGCAUAUGCACAUGAAUGUCAUUUAGCUAAUAUUACAAUUAAUUGGUUAACUGAUUCAAGAAUUCAAAGUGCAUGUCAAGAUGCUCAAUAUGGACAAUGUACAGGGGGUGCUGUUUAUAGUGAUUGUGCACCAAAAUGUUCUCAAACAUGUCAUCAACUAACAACAAAAUCUAAAACAUGUUAUGAACGAGAAUGUAUUGCUGGUUGUUCAUGUCCAAGUCAAACAUAUUUAGAUACAUCAAAUCAAGAUAAACCACAAUGUGUUCCACAACGUCAAUGUUCAUGUUAUGAUUCUGAAAGUGAUAAAUAUAUUAAAGCAGGCGGAAGUAUAACAAAAUCAUGUGGAAAUUGUAAAUGCGAUAAUGGUGAAUGGAAUUGUGGAUCUCAAGUAUGUGAAAAAGCUGUAGCUUGUCCAGCAAAUCAAAUUUAUUCAACAAAUGCUUCAUCAUGUCCUCAAACUUGUGAAAAUAUGAACUCUUGGAAAGAUUGUGGAAUGACAUUUGAAGGUUGUACAUGUCCAGAUGGACAAGUUCUUAGUCAAGAUUUAAAAACUUGUGUUGUUGCUAAAUCUUGUCCAUGUCGAUAUGCUGGUCAUUUAUAUGGUUCUAAUGAAGUUAUCAAACGAGGUUGUAGUGAAUGUCGUUGUUCACGUGCAUCAUGGUCAUGUGUUGAACGUAAAUGUGAUGCAACAUGUUCAGCAUCUGGUGAUCCACAUUAUUCAACAUUUGAUGGUCUUCGUUAUUCAUAUCAAGGCAAUUGUAAAUAUAUAUUAACACAAACAAAAGAUAAAUUAUUUCGUGUUAUAACUGAAAAUAUUCAAUGUGGUACAUCAGGUGUAACAUGUGCAAAAAAUAUUCUUAUUAAAUAUAAUAGUUUAGCAAUAUCGUUAAUGCGUGGUCGUGAACCUAUUGUUAAUGAUGUUGAAAUAACAGAUUUAACAUUAGGAAGACGUAUAUUUGGUGAUGUUGCAUUAAUGAAAUCAGGUUUAUUUGUUUUUGUUAAUUGUUCAUAUUUUACAAUUAGAUGGGAUGGAAAAACACGUGUUUAUGUAACUAUUCAUGAUAAGUUAAGAGGUCAAAUGGCUGGAUUAUGUGGAGAUUUCAAUGGUGAUUCAAGUGAUGAUCUUCAUACUGCUAAUGGUGUACCAGGUAGUAUUAGUGAAAUGGCUGAAUCCUGGAAAGUUGAACAAACAUGUGUUACUGGAUCAUCACCAGUCAUGGAUUCAUCAGCACCAUGUGCUAAUUUUGAAGCACGUAAAGAGUGGGCUGAAAAAGCAUGUUAUAAGAUUAUUGAUAAAUCCGAAACUAAUCCAUUUUUACCUUGUAUUAAAAAACUUGAUGAAACUGUUGUAAGAUCAUUCUAUAUUGAAUGUCUUUAUGAUGCUUGCCAUUGUGAUACUGGUGGUGAUUGUGAAUGUUUGUGUACAUCACUUUCGGCAUUUGCUGAAAAAUGUCUAUCAUAUGAUGUUCCUGUUAAAUGGCGUACACAAGAUCAAUGUCCAAUGCAAUGUGAAUAUGGCAAAAUUUAUAUGUCAUGUGGACCAGUUUGUCAACCAACAUGUAGAGAUAUUUAUUUAAAUGAUAGUUAUAAUUGUGUAGAAGCUGGUUGUCACGAAGGUUGUUUCUGUCCAGAAGGUCAAGUUAUGGAUGAAACUGGUGCAUGUGUUAUACCGUCAGAAUGUCCAUGUGUUGAUCAAAAUUUGGCUUAUCCUGUUGGAUCGAAGAUUAUUCGUAAUUGUGAACAAUGUGAAUGUAUGAAUGGUACAUUUCAUUGUGAAAAAUUACAUGACUGUACACCAAAAUGUUCAAAACGUGAAUACACAUGUAAUACAACAGGAAAGUGUAUUCCUCGUCAAUGGGUAUGUGAUAAAAUCCAAGAUUGUGAAGAUGGUUCCGAUGAAUAUAAUUGUAACUGUACAAGUCAUGAUUUCUAUUGUGAAAGUGGUCAAUGCAUAAAACCAACGUAUCGUUGUGAUGGUUUCCCACAAUGUCGUGAUGGAUCUGAUGAAUUCGAUUGUAAUUAUACAGUUCCAUGUACGGAAUUUGAAUGUGAUAAUAAACGUUGUAUACCUGAAUCUUGGCGAUGUGAUGGUGUUAUUGAUUGUUCACAUGAUGGUCGCGAUCGUUCUGAUGAACGUCAUUGUAAUGCAACAAAAUGUGAUACAGAUAGUGGUCGAGAAUUUCUUUGUAAUAAUAUGCCAUCUGGUCAAUGUUUACCUAUAGCACAAUUAUGUGAUGGUCAUGAUGAUUGUGGUGAUGGAAGUGAUGAAAUAAAUUGUAAUUGUACAUGUAGUCAACAUACAUUUGCAUGUAAAGAAAUUUGUCAAUGUAUACCAGUUAAUCAAGUAUGUGAUGGUAAAAUUCAAUGUCAAGAUGGUUCAGAUGAAAAAAAAUGUAAAUGUAAUCAAGGUGAAUAUACAUGUAAUGGAGGAUCAUGUAUUAAUGCAACAAAAUUAUGUGAUGGACAAAAAGAUUGUCCUAAAGGUGAUGAUGAAUUACAACCAAAUUGCAAAUUGACAACAAAGAUUCCACCAAGUGCAACUCAAACAACAAAAAUUCUUUCAACAUCUAUAAGUCCCGUAACAACAACACCAUUUUGUAAAACUCGUCUGUGUCUUGUAUUGAAUGUUGAACGAUGUAUACCAGAACAUGAACUUUGCGAUGACGAAUCAUUUUGUACUGAUGGAACAGAUGAAAUUCCAAGUUUAUUUCCUAAUGCGGCUCAAUGUCAAGCAACUCCAGUUGCAACGGUAACAUCACAAACUACAACAGUUGCCAAAGAAUGUCCUGCACCAAAUAAAUAUAUUUGUGGUUUAUGUUUGGAACCAGAACGACUCUGUAAUGGUAUUUGUGAUUGUAAACAGGGUUGUUUAGAUGAAAAGAAUUGCACUACUUGUACAUUGAAAUGUAGAGGAUCAAAUGUUUGUAUUUCACCAGAACAAAUCUGUGAUAAAAAGUGUGAUUGUGCUGAAACAUGUUCUGAUGAACAAGAUUGUGUCAUGCCUACUCCACGACCAUGUACACAAUUUAAAUGUGAUGCAACAAAAAGAAAUCCUACUGGUAAAUGUUUAAAUCUUACACGUGUUUGUGAUGGUUAUCCUGAUUGUGUUGAUGAAACUGAUGAACCCGAAGAUCUUUGUAAAUAUACAACAGCUCAUGUAGCUUCGAUACCUUCUUUACGAACAACAAAAGUUCCAGAAGUGUGUACUGAAAAAUCAUCAACAUAUCAAGCAUUUCCAUUGAAUUCUCCAUUAGUAUUAUCUGUUUCAUCUCCACAGAUAUCAGAUUUUUCACAUAAUCGUGAAAUAUCAUCAAAACAUCCUAUAACAAUUCCGGGAGCAAAGGGUAUUCAAGUAAUAGUUGAGUUUCCAUCACCGUAUCGUGUCAUGACAGUAAAUUUAACAACAACAAAAAAACUACAAUACUUCCUUGGUCAUACUGGUGAACAAAAUCCACAAAUAAACGCUGUAAUAACAUCCUCACCAAAUCGUCCAGUUUUUGAUUAUUUAAUCACUAUUGUUCCACCAUCCACACAACCAAGUACACAACUUUCUCUUGCUAUUCUUACAUCAGGAAUAACUGAUAUUACAUCAUUAACAAUUACGGCUUGUACAGCAUUUAGUACACCAUCAAUACAUCCAUCACCUACAACACCAUAUCACUGUGAUGAUGAAAUGGGUCUUCGAAAUGGUCUUAUUCCGACAAGUGAUAUAUCUGUAUCAUCAAAAAAGGAUCCUGAUCAAAUACUUGAUACAGUUCGUAUGGGCAAUCCAAAACUUUGGGUUGCUGCUCGCAAUGAUUCAAAACCAUGGGUUGAAGUUCGUUUUUCAAAAAAUAGUGCUAAAACUUUAACCGGUUUUCAAAUUCGUGGAGAAGUAACAGAAAUUCAUAUUCAGUAUGAUACAAUUUCCCGUAAACAGAUUGAUUAUGUCAAAAAUCCUAUUCGACGAACAGCAACAUCAUCAUCAGCAAUAAGUACAAUUUAUUUUGUACAGCCAUUGGUUGAUGUCCUUCGCAUUCGAUUAACGUUCGAUCGAGCUUUAUGUGAAACUGCAAUGAUGGCACAAAUUGAAUUAUUGGGUUGCACAGAAGCUUUAACAGUUUCUCCAGCUACUGCGGGAACGAUGCCAACUGGUCCACAAAUACCAAUAACAAUUAUUGCUGCAACACCAACUACACCAUAUAUAUGUGAUAGUGAAAACGUUCUUGCUAGUGGUGUUAGCAAUAAAGCUGAUGUACAAGUAUUAUUAAAUAAUAAAGUUGUAACAGAGAAUGUCAAAGAAAAUGGUCCAGGUAUUGAUUUGGAUGAUAAUGACGACAUAAUAAUACGUUUUUCAAAAAUGCAAACAAUUGAUUCUGUUGAUAUUUUAUCUGAUUCAAAUGUUAAAUCUUAUUCUAUUUCAUAUACAAAAUCAAAUGCAGAUGAAUAUAUAUUAGUAGAAAAUCAGAAUAAUCCGGAAACAAUAUUUAAUCGAAUUAGAACAAAAACAAUUAAAAUUUUACCAAGAACUAAAAUAAGAAAUCACUUACCUUAUCAUAUACGUUUAGCCGUUUAUAUAUGUGGAGAAUUGGCAACUCCUAUGACAGGUACAUCACCAGCAAUAACUACUGAACGUUUUACAACUAAAUCACCGAAAUCGACACCGACAACUAGCCAAACAGGUUCAUUGGCUCAUACUCCAACUACAGCUAGCAUUCCAUCAUCAAAAGGUACAUUUGUUUUAAGUUUAAGAAUCUAUAUUUCAUAA